Messenger RNA from Acanthoscelides obtectus, 246 nucleotides. The record is from the annotation of a GenBank genome assembly. NCBI's taxonomy places the organism in Eukaryota, Metazoa, Arthropoda, Insecta, Coleoptera, Chrysomelidae.
AUGCCCCUCGGAUCACACUCGCACGUAGUCAAUAAAUUUGUUAAAUUUUCUCCACAGACACUCAGCAGAAGCUCAGAAUAUAGAAUAUACUUUAUAUUACUUGAACUGCCUGGGCAAAUCCUAGACCUCAAAGUUAUUCCAGUGAUUGACUUUCCAUCUGUGCAGGUGUGCAGACAUUUUCAGAAAGAGAGUGAAAAAUACAAUCCUCGUAUCACCCAAUUCAUGUGUAUGUGCAAGAGCGGGUAG